This is a messenger RNA of Planococcus citri (citrus mealybug), 1682 nucleotides long. RefSeq lists its product as uncharacterized. Lineage: Eukaryota; Metazoa; Arthropoda; Insecta; Hemiptera; Pseudococcidae. The record is from RefSeq and is a predicted model, not a curated record. Gene Ontology annotation, molecular function: channel activity. Gene Ontology annotation, biological process: transmembrane transport. The coding region runs from base 212 to 1666 and encodes 484 amino acids. The transcript is spliced from 11 exons. Gene Ontology annotation, cellular component: plasma membrane.
UAGAAUUCGAUGUAAAUAAUGUGAUUAAAGUAUUUUAAGCAGGUAUGCUUCAGCAUUUUUCAUAUUUUAUAUUUUGUAGCAUGCAUGUGAAUCGAACAAUUUUCUAAAAAAAUAUAGUUCCAAACAAAUCGAGGAAUUUUGAUCCAGUUUGAAAUAACAAUUCCUAUAAGUAGAGUUAAAAAAAAAAACUCAUCAAACUCACUACGAAAUCAUGAAGCUCAAAGAUCAAGCUUUCGAUCUGCUACAAAUAUUCACAGCGGAGGUCAUAGCUACAGUUUUCUUAGUGUACUUCGGUUGCAUGGGAAUUCUUCCAGGAUUAGAUCAAUCAUCGAAAAAUAUCAGUUCCUUACAAGCAGGAUUUGUUUGGGGAUUUGCCAAUGCAGUUUGCAUUGUGAUAUUCGGAUGUAUUAGUGGAGCUUUUAUGAAUCCAACGAUUACUUUGUGUGCUUUGAUAUUCAAGCGAAUAUCUUUACUGAUUGGAUUCGUGUAUCUUGUGGCACAAUGUUUAGGAGCAUACCUUGGAGCUUGGCUCGUGAAGCUUACUACAUCCAGUGAUAAAUACCCUGAAAACUGUUGCCUCGUCAAGAUCAAUCCAAAUGUGUCAAUUUCUCAAGCAUUUCUUUCAGAAUUCAUGGGUGCUUCAGUUCUAGUCUAUGCCCAAUGCAGUACUUGGGAUCCUCGAAAUGCUCAGUAUCAAGAUUCGGUACCUCUUAAAUUCGGAUUCGUAAUGGCAAUUAUUAAUUUUGCAUUGGGAAAUUAUAGUUCUUGCGUAAAUCCAGCUCGAAGUUUUGGUCCAGCUUUAGCAAAUGGUUUCUGGGAUAAUCAGUGGUUCUAUUGGAUUGUUCCUUUAAGUGCUUCUAUAUUCACAUCUUUUUUCUACAAAUUCAUUUUUCUCAAGAAACAUCAGAAAUUUUCUGAUCUAAAACACACUUCUGAAAUUUUGGAAAAUAUUAGCGCACCCGACCUGCAGGCUGCCAUAGUAUGGGGCAGCACGAUAACUUCUGUUAUAAUGAUGUUCGGUCAUAUAACGAGAGGACAUUUUAAUCCAGCGGUAACUUUAUGCGCUUUGAUAUUACGUAUCAUUACUCCUUUAAAAUGUUUGGCUUAUUUUCUGGCUCACAUGACCGGUGCAACAUUCGGAUACUGGCUAUUGACGGUCACUUUACCAGCGCCUUUGUUUAGAGACCCUGCUACGAAAAAUAAAACAUCUGAGUAUUGUAAUACACUUUUACGUGAACACUUGACACCCCUUCAAGGUAUCUUGGCUGAAUUCAUGGGUACCUCAGUUCUAAUCUAUUCAGUAUGCAGCGCGUGGGAUCCUAGAAAUGCAAUUUGGAGCGAUUCUGUCGCAUUAAAAUUCGGAUUUGUUGUUAUUAAUUUGGUUAUAACGAUAGGACCUUUAACGGGAGCUAGUUUGAAUCCGGCGAGAUCUUUUGCUCCGGCUAUAAUUAAUAGAGUAUGGACGGGUCAUUGGGUGUACUGGGUCGCAACUUUGGGAGCAUCAUUAGCGACCACAUUAAUUUACAAAUACCUUUACCUACCGGAUGCAAAGGAAUUCUUCCAAUCAAAAGAAAAACUAUCCGAUCAAUUCAGACACGGUUCUCUGUACAGUAGAGGUGAAGAUAAUUUGUUGCCGAAAAAAUUAUUACCUUCGGAGUUGAAAUAAAAACUUUUUUACUCGA